CAUAUCAACAUCUGUCAAUUAAAAAGAGAAAAAAGAAUAUGGUAACACAACACAACAAUCGACUCGACGUGUUUGAGUUGGCUACGAGAAAAAAUAAGAAAACGCUGCAAAAUGCGAUAAAAUUAAAUAAAAUAGCUGUGGAAAUGAAAAUUUUAUGAUGUGCUUGUAAAGAAUUUCCAUAAAGAAAUUAAACUGAAGAACAAAGAGUGAAACAGUGAGGGAAAAUAAACUCGCAUGAGCGUCGUCUUUCGAUUCGGUGUGUGUGUUUUGUUGGUGUUGUGGGUAUAAGUAUAAAGUGGUAUAGAACAAUACGACGCCAGCCAGCCAGCCAGACAACAGCAUCCCCAACGAACCAACAACAAUAGCGAGGGAACCAACGAGAGUGGGGCUCGUUUGUAGUAUUGACUUUUUUUAUUGUGUUUGCAGUGUUAGUUUUUGUGCAAAAUUACGUGGGAAAUGGCCAAUAUAAGCCAAUUGUCGGAUUUGAGGAGCUAUUCCCGCCACUGGUUGGGCGAAUUUAUUGAACAGUAUCAGACGGAAGAGUGCUUGUGGCAGCCCAAGCAUCCCGACUACAGCAACAACAAUGUCCGCAACAAAGCCUAUGACAAAUUGGUGGAAAAACUGAAGGAGGUGGAACCGAAUCCGGAUCGCAAUAUGGUGGUGCGUAAGAUAAACUCAUUGCGUUCGGCCUUUCGUCGAGAGUAUCGCAAAAUGCACUCCAAACAGAACUAUGAGACCCGCUUGUGGUAUUACGACAAACUUUCGUUCAUUGCAGACCAGGGCCUCAAACGUGCCAUUACAGGUUUGGGUGGCAGCAGUAGUGGUUCGGAUGUCAAGCCACCCAAACGUUCGCUUACAUUGGCUUUCGAAGAUGAUGAUUCCCUGGAAUUUGAGGAUGAACAACAACUCGAAGCAAGUAGUGCUCAUUCGGCUUCGCAAACGGAUUUGCAGCAGGAACAACAAAAUUUGGCAACAACCAUAACAGCAGCUGUGGCCAACGGUGAAGUGGUGCCUGUGUCCAUAGUCAAGAGUGAAGAUCACAAAAUACACCAUCACCACCAACAGCAGCAGCAACAGCAGCACGUCCAGCAGCAUGAGCCGCCACCGUUGCACCACCAUCACCACCAACAACACCAUCAAAUUCAUACUCAAACCCAACCGCAACAUACAACGGCUGUUAAAGUGCUCGAAAUCACAUCUCUCGAUUCGAAUUCACAACGUGAAAUUCAACAGGCCGUCAAUUCGCUGGAGCAACAACACCAUAUGCAACAACAACUUCAACAUCAACAACAACAGCAGGCAAAUGGAGCUGCUGCUGCGGCACAACUAACACAGAUCCAUCAGCAAGUGCCCACCAUACAAAUUGCGCGCGAACACCUGCAACCGCUCUUUGGCUCUGCCACCGCCUAUACCACAACAACGUCCGCCGGCAAUGGUACACGAAACGAAGAUGAGUUUGAUGCCAUUGGCAUAAAUGUGGCAAGCAAACUACGUGUCAUGAAUACCCACCAACGUAUCAUUGCCGAAAAGCUCAUCAGUGAUGUCCUCUUCAAUGGGCAAUUGGAUAAUUUGAGCGUUAACUCGCAUCUGUCCCAGUAGGAGAUGAAGCCCAUGUUGCAGCAGCUAGAUCAAGAUCCUCAACAGCAACAUUCAAUCGUAACGGCAACUGCAUCUUUGUCCCUGCUGGAAUGGUUUAGUCAUUAUUGUCUUACUUCGGGUGUUUAAUAAAACAAAAUCAUUCACACUCACA
Messenger RNA from Stomoxys calcitrans (stable fly), 1750 nucleotides. Its product is annotated as putative mediator of RNA polymerase II transcription subunit 26. The transcript has a single exon. The record is from RefSeq and is a predicted model, not a curated record. Lineage: Eukaryota; Metazoa; Arthropoda; Insecta; Diptera; Muscidae. Bases 457 to 1599 code for a protein of 380 amino acids.